This is a messenger RNA of Hippocampus zosterae (dwarf seahorse), 517 nucleotides long. Its product is annotated as cytochrome c oxidase subunit 8A, mitochondrial-like. The record is from RefSeq and is a predicted model, not a curated record. Gene Ontology annotation, biological process: mitochondrial electron transport, cytochrome c to oxygen. Gene Ontology annotation, cellular component: mitochondrion. The transcript is spliced from 2 exons. Lineage: Eukaryota; Metazoa; Chordata; Actinopteri; Syngnathiformes; Syngnathidae. The coding region runs from base 97 to 309 and encodes 70 amino acids.
UGAAGAAGGGAAGUGACCUCAGCAGUGAGCCGAAGACCACAGCCAACAGCUCCAUAGCACAUCAGAAAAACGCGUUCGUCAUUCGAGAAGACAAAGAUGUCUGGGCUUCUGCGAACAAUCGCUUGCCGUGCCGCACCUGCACUGCGGGGACACACCGUUUGUCAGAGGGCAAAUGUCUACACUCGACCUGCCAAGGAAAAGAUAGGCGCUAUGGAAACUGUCAUUGGAUUGGGUUUGUUCACCUUGGCCAUUCUCGGACCGUCUGGUUGGAUCCUGGCCCACCUGGAGGACUACAAGAAGAGAGAGUGAUUUGGCCACCUUUGCAGUUGGCAUACCGGAUCUGCUGUGUAAAGAUGGAGGCUUCGCCAACAGCCAGUUUUCAGUCUUUUAUCGCAAUCAUUUGACAUCUCCGGGCCCAAGUUAUGGACAAAAUAAUGGUUCCAGAAUGAUAACCAUUAUACAUUGAGUUUUGUGCAUAUUUUAUUGUAUGUACAACAUUAAAAUUUCAAGCCACAUA